Messenger RNA from Dacryopinax primogenitus, 186 nucleotides. RefSeq lists its product as uncharacterized. The record is from RefSeq and is a predicted model, not a curated record. Lineage: Eukaryota; Fungi; Basidiomycota; Dacrymycetes; Dacrymycetales; Dacrymycetaceae. The transcript has 2 exons. The coding region runs from base 1 to 186 and encodes 61 amino acids.
AUGAAGCUUGGCAUGUUCUUCCCUGCCACAGAUCCUUGUGCGCUCGCUAAACUCCCCAAUACUACAGUUGCCCUCACCACUUCCCUCCUCAAUACUGCACAUCAGAUGUCCCUCCUCCAUGAAGACAUCAAACCAUUUUUCCUGGUGGUUAUAUUUGUACCAAGGAACAUUCGAGAAGCUGCUUAA